AUGGUUGGUUUGAAUGUCUCCAUCGCCUUUUUUCUCUUCAUAGUGGCACUCUGUGAAGUGACCAGGAAGUUUUCCAGAAGAAUCUUUCCAACGAAGGUGUACCAGUGUCUUGCUAGUGAACUGUCCAGCUCUUUCCAGAUGUGUGCUUGCUACCUUGAACUGAAGAUGCUGUUUGAGAUUGGUCCAUGGGGUGGUGGCUUUGGCCCAGAUGUGAGCCUGACUCUCCUCUUUCUUCUCUUCCUGGUUCAUGGUGCCUCUUUUGACGGAGCUUCUGCUAACCCUGCUGUCUCGCUCCAGGAAUUUCUAGCUUUGGAUUCUUCCUUUGUGGCCCUGGUUGCCAAACUUUUGGCCCAGUUCAUGGGGAUGCAAGCAGCCUGUGCUUUCACCCAGCACUAUUGGUCCUGGGAACUGACAGACUUCCACAUGAUUCAGAACUUAAUGUCCCGUGACUGCACUCCCUCUCUCCACACCUCUGUUCCCCAUGGCACCUUAGUGGAAGCCACAUGCUCAUUUGUUUUCCAGCUAGUGGUUCUCAGGUUCCAGACCAGCUAUCUCAUCUUCAGAGUUCCCAUCACAGCACUUAGUGUUACCAUCUUGGCCUGUACAGCUGCGCCUUUCACAGGAGCCUUUUUUAACCCUGCCCUGGCCUUUGCUGUGACCUUUUCCUGUUCUGGACACAGCCUAUUGGAGUACAUGCAAGUUUAUUGGCUGGGGCCCAUUGCAGGGAUGCUGGUGGCUCUCUUUCUGUUCCAGGGGAACAUCCCACGGUUUUUCCAAAGAAACUUGUUCUACAGUCAGAAGAACAAAUACAAGAUACCCAAGGGGAAACUAAGUCCAGCGUCCAACUGA
Hemicordylus capensis (graceful crag lizard) is the source of this 849-nucleotide messenger RNA. RefSeq names its product aquaporin-12-like. The coding region runs from base 1 to 849 and encodes 282 amino acids. Gene Ontology annotation, cellular component: cytoplasm; membrane. Gene Ontology annotation, molecular function: channel activity. NCBI's taxonomy places the organism in Eukaryota, Metazoa, Chordata, Lepidosauria, Squamata, Cordylidae. The record is from RefSeq and is a predicted model, not a curated record. The transcript has 3 exons. Gene Ontology annotation, biological process: transmembrane transport.